This is a messenger RNA of Penaeus vannamei (Pacific white shrimp), 2023 nucleotides long. NCBI's taxonomy places the organism in Eukaryota, Metazoa, Arthropoda, Malacostraca, Decapoda, Penaeidae. The record is from RefSeq and is a predicted model, not a curated record.
CACAGCUGUGUGAAUAGUAAGCCUCCACAUACAUAGCUUGUAUUGUAAAUAUUUCAGAUAUGUAUUUAAGUCACACAGUACUAGGAUUUUGUCUUGGAAACCUUACUCCUCUUUCAGAAAAGUAUGGCACUGCUUGUGAAACUAGGGCUCAGUCCCAUGAGCUAUGCGUUGGAAUCCAUGUAAUUAUAAACCCUCCACAAGUGUGUAGUUUGAGAGUGAUUCCCACAAGAGGGCAGUGAAUUUCUCUAAGUACUGAAUUUUCUUAGUUAUUCUGGUGUCAUCUAUACUGAUAUAGAAAGGCCAAAGCUUUUGUGUCAUUUCAUGAUGUUUGUAGAAAUGGCACAAAGUAUUUCAUUUCUUCAUAGUUAAUGAUUACAGGUACAUUCUUAAGUGAAAAAUUCAUGAAACUAAAAGUGCACAACUGUUUAAUCAGGAAUGAUAUUAGUGGUUCAUCAUCUAACUGGGGAGAAUAUUAAUAGCCCAGGAGAUAGCACCUGUGCAGCCCUCAUUAUGGUAAUUUUCCUGCCGAGUAUUGAUCCCUGGCAACAUUUUCACCCAAUACGAGGAUGUACUAGGAAGUGAUCAGCAGUGAAUGACACAUCCUUAUUCCUUUUCAUGAGAUUGAGUGUUGCUUUUAGGUGCUUGGAUUUUACACUUUAUUUGUGUGACUAGUUUGGCCAAGAGGAGAGUAUCACUGAUGCGGAAUUUUUUAAUGACCUUAAUUUGUAUGCAUUUAUAGAUGCAGAGUGAGUUUAAGACUGUGAGUGUAGUGCAAAAUAUGCCAGAUGUUUAUAUGAUUUGGUGAAAUGGGGAACAUUAUAAAAACUAUUAAAUGAAAGAAAAAAAAGAAACAAACUGUAAAAACUUUAUUGUGGCUGGAUUAAUCUACCGUGGAAAAGAUGUUGAAGUUUACAACUGAUCUUGUGAGAGGUGUCCAAAGGAAGAUUAGCAAGAGAAGGCUCAAGAAUGAGAUGGAACCAUUAGCAGCUGAGAAUGAAGACACGGCUAGUCAAAAAGGAUACGGGGCUUGCAAUGAUGUCAUCAGCCACAUGCCGGAAGAACAAGAGGAAGAGGAAAAUGAAAGGCCAACCAAGAAGAGUGUCCAGAAUACAGACCUGGAUUCCAUAGAAGGCAUGAAGUCUUCACAAACUACAGUCAAUGGGAUGAAUGGAGAAACACAGAAGCCCAAGCUCUCACGACCAACUGAACUGAAUGUGUCCAGAGAUGAUACCGAUUAUAGUAUUAAUGCAAUUCAUCGCCCAAAAACAACAUAUAUCAAAAGAGAAAGGAAACAGGUUCCACCCUUAGUGAUAACAACUAAUUCCCAGAGUCCAGUACUAGGUUCUCCAGAUUCUGAUGGUGAUAUUCUGGGCUUCAUCGACCAUACACCUGAUCCUUUUGCAGAUUCUACAGACCAUGCAACAACACACACAUACUCAAAAGUCUUCCACAUCACAAAAUACUCCGAGCUCAUGCCUGGGGUCUUCAUUCCGGAGCAGCCAGUGCAUUUGAACAUCAGUAAUGUCCAACCCUCACACUCCCAUAUCAACGUCUUCAAUAAUCAUGUUUUAGUUAUAGAGUUGGAACAUGGAGAUUUUAAGUGGUCUGUUCAGAGGAAGGUGAAGAAUGUCACAUCACUCAAUAACAUGCUCUUCCUUCUAAGAACGAAGCUAAAACUACCAGCUGCAACAAGAGAAGCAAGGCAGCGGAGAUUGAGUAUGCGCGUACAGAUGAAGGAGGCAGAUAGAGAGGGUGAUGCUGUUGAGAGUGUUGGUACAAUCAACAGAAAGAGAUUACUCAAGUAUCCCCGACGGGCCCUUCAAACCAUGGACAGCACUGCGCAGUCAGAGUUGGAAGUGUACCUCAAGAAUCUGAUGCACCACUCAUUGUUCCGCAGCCACCAAGCAGUCCUUGAAUUUUUUGAGAUAUCCCCAGUGUCCUUCAUUAGUGAACUUGGCCAGAAGAUCAAGGAAGGAUAUGUUAAGAAGAGAAUUGGGGGCUAUAAUGGAGGAUGCUGUAGAUG